CAUUUAAUCACAAAACCAACACAAACACACUCACUUCUAAAUUACCUAUCAAUUCCCAAUGGCAUCAUCCAUGACCAUGACCGCCUCCUUCUUUGGUGGCGCCGUCGCCGCCAAGCCGGCCGCGGCCACCACACGCCGCAGCCAGCUGGCAGUGAGGGCCUCAAUGGACUUGGAGAAGGCGGUGGAGAAGAACAGCAACACGAGACGGGGCCUCAUGUUGGCCGCGGCUGGCGCAGCAGCAGUGUCAUCCGUCGCGAAGGUCGCGAUGGCCGCCGACGAUAAAAUCCAGAUGUUGGGUGGCUGGACGGAGGUCAAGGAUCCAAGUGCACCGGAGUAUUUAAUACUGGCGACAUUCGCGGUGUCGGAAUACAACAAACAGAAUAACAAGGCCUUGACUUUGAACUCCGUGAUAAAGGCAGAGACGCAGGUGGUGGCUGGUGUGAAUUACAGGCUGCGGAUCUCUGCCCGGGAUGAAAUACGCCCGAACGGCACCUUCCAGGCAGUUGUUUACUCCCAGGCCGCGCCGACAUCCCUACACCUCACUGACUUCGUGGGAAUUUCUCGCUAGCUUUCCCGAUUGCCGGAUUGUGUAUCAGUUAAUAAAGUGUGUGAAAUAACUAUCUCCACACCUUCCCAAGCCUCUAUGUAAGGCUUUUUCAUCAAUAAAAUUUCCCUCUUUUCUCUUGUUCA
This is a messenger RNA of Salvia splendens (bonfire salvia), 690 nucleotides long. Its product is annotated as cysteine proteinase inhibitor 1. The record is from RefSeq and is a predicted model, not a curated record. Bases 59 to 568 code for a protein of 169 amino acids. Lineage: Eukaryota; Viridiplantae; Streptophyta; Magnoliopsida; Lamiales; Lamiaceae. The transcript has 2 exons. Gene Ontology annotation, molecular function: cysteine-type endopeptidase inhibitor activity.